Molecule: messenger RNA, 2403 nt
Organism: Anarrhichthys ocellatus (wolf-eel)
Lineage: Eukaryota; Metazoa; Chordata; Actinopteri; Perciformes; Anarhichadidae
Product: protocadherin alpha-3-like
Exons: 1
Biological process (GO): homophilic cell-cell adhesion
Cellular component (GO): plasma membrane
Molecular function (GO): calcium ion binding
Source: RefSeq, a predicted model, not a curated record
GUAGGAUCUACUAUAGUCCCGGGCAGCCACGCGAACACACUCGUGCUCCCUGACAGGAGACAUCCAUCUGGAGAGGUAAGAUUAAUAGUAUGUAAGUCUGAUUCUGUCGAUGUGCUGAUACUUUACGCUUGUUUUGAAUAAGGAUCCUCUGACUUUCUCUCUAUAGCAGGGAAGCUACACCUUUCUCACAAGCAGCAUCUAAAACGGCUACAAACUUUAGGACUCAUUUUACUUUGUAUAACAGCUUUUUGGUUCUGAUCGUGGUGUAUUUACUAUACAAUUUUUGAGGAUAUAUUUGUAAUGGUGCUUGAACAGAUAGAUGUUAUUUUACAAUAUUUUGGCAGCUGCGAUUCAUGGUGAUGAUGAGUAUUAUGGCGAUAUCCUUCGAUGUGUGGUUUGGCCUGGAAUGUAAAUAGAGAGAACAACGUUGCAGCAUGUGAAUUUCCUCACGGUCAAAGCAGGUCUAUAUCUCAAUGUGGAGAUGUAUUUUCUCUGAACAUUUGAUAACUUUGAACGACUGCAAUCCGUGUAAAUAACAAUUUCAACACUUGGUGUCAGUGUAGUUCAGUGAUUCUGUGCAUCUGGCAGCACCUUGCGUCACGAGCUACAUUUGGACCGGGCCCUUGCAUUUCACUCAGCAUUUGAGCGCAAGAUCGCGAUUGGCAACGAGUGUUUUAUUUUCAGCAGUUUGGUGAAACAAAAGACGCUGCAUCGUUUAGAAACAUGGCGGUUUAGGUGUCAUUGACAUCACGAAGAAAUUAAUGGACAGUUAUUUGUCACGUUCAAGUCAUGGAACAAAGAGGACGCAAAGCAUGGAGGGGCCGACAGUUUUGUUUUUUCUUCAUGGUUGUUUUGGACGUUGUAUGCAACGGAGCUUCUGCACAGAUCAGAUAUUCCAUAUCUGAGGAGGUUCAACGUGAAACAGUCGUCGGGAACAUAGCUAAGGAUUUGGGGCUAGAUAAGAGCGCACUCAAAGACAGAGGAUAUCGCAUUGUAGCAGGCUCAACGGAGCCCCUGUUUCACCUGAAUCAAAACGAUGGUAUAUUGUAUGUGACAAGAGGAAUAGACAGGGAGGAGGUGUGCGACCGGACCAGCCCAUGUUUGAUCAAUCUGAAAACCGUGUUAGAAAACCCACUGGAGAUCCACUACGUGGUAGUGGAAAUACUUGAUAUAAAUGACCACUCGCCUGUUUUUCCAGAGAAAGAGAAAAGGCUUGAGAUUUCCGAGUCGGCCUUAACAGGAGCGAGAUUUCAACUACAGGCUGCGCACGAUGACGACGUAGGACAGUUCUCAAUACAGCAAUAUAGACUCAGUCAUAACGAAUAUUUUAGAUUAGAAGUCAAGGAUAGAGGCGAGGACCGUAAAGUACCCUUUUUAGUCCUGCAGAAGCAGUUGGACAGAGAAACGGCCGGGAAACUUAAGCUACGUCUAACAGCAGUUGAUGGAGGAAAACCGGUGAAGUCGGGCGCUAUAGAUAUUAUUGUGGAUGUACUGGAUGUUAAUGACAACUCCCCGGUGUUUAUCAAAGAGUUUUAUUCUUCCACACUGAAGGAAAACGCCCCCGUUGGCACUGUGGUGAUUCAGGUAAAUGCAACCGAUUUGGACCAGGGUGCAAAUAGCGAAAUAAUAUAUUCAUUUGGUCACGAAGUUGAUUCAAAAGUGAUUAAUGUAUUUACUAUAGACGCACACACUGGUGAAAUUAAGGUAACCGGUCAAAUAGAUUUUGAGCAAAGUAAAAGUUAUGAAAUUGACAUUCAAGCGUCUGAUAAAGGACAAGCUCCUCUUACAACUGACAAAAGUGUUAUGAUAACUGUUAUUGAUGUUAAUGAUAAUGCACCUGAGAUAGAAGUGACAUCAUUUUCUAGCUCUAUCAAGGAAGAUUCAAAGAUAGGAACUACAGUUGCCCUGAUCAGUGUUAAUGAUUUAGACUCUGGAGACAAUGGCAAAGUCAUUUGCACGAUCAAAGAAGAAGUGCCGUUUACUUUAGCCCCAUCGUUGCAAGAGAACAUGUACGCUGUUGUGACCAGGUCGCAGUUGGACAGAGAAAAUGUUUCCCAAUUUGAUGUAACAAUUAUUGCAAAAGAUUCAGGUGAUCCGAUAUUUUCAUCUGAAAAGACGAUAAGCGUUGUGGUAUCAGAUGUAAAUGACAAUCGUCCAGUGUUUUCAUCCAGCCCCUAUGUAUUUUAUGUCACCGAGAAUAACAGCCCCGGAGCCUCCGUAUUUUCAGUAAAAGCCUUUGACUGUGAUGAGAGUGAUAACGCUCUCAUUUCUUAUCAUAUUUCCAGAGAAGCAAGCGGAGAUAAUAAAUUCACCUCAUUUCUUAAUAUCAAUCCUGAAAAUGGAGAUAUUUUGGCUUUAAAAGGUUUUGACUUUGAAACUCUGAAAACGUUCCAGUUCCGAGUU